Messenger RNA from Plectropomus leopardus (leopard coralgrouper), 470 nucleotides. The record is from RefSeq and is a predicted model, not a curated record. NCBI's taxonomy places the organism in Eukaryota, Metazoa, Chordata, Actinopteri, Perciformes, Serranidae.
GGUGUCUGUGUGGUUCUGCAGGACCGGGGAUCGAUGUCCCUGCUCCCGACAUGAGCACCGGCGAGAGGGAGAUGUCCUGGAUCGCCGACACCUUCGCCACCACCAUGGGACACUACGACAUCAACGCUCACGCCUGCGUCACCGGGAAGCCCAUCAGCCAGGGGGGAAUCCACGGCCGCAUCUCCGCCACCGGCCGAGGAGUUUUCCACGGCAUCGAGAACUUCAUCAACGAGGCGGCGUACAUGAGCCAGCUGGGGAUGUGUCCCGGCUUCCAGGACAAGACCUUCGUCAUCCAGCAACACCCGCUUCACGUCGGAGUUAAAAAUGCUCAUCUUGUUGAGAUUUGUUUUGAGCCCCAGAUCUUACCGAUCCUGCUCUUCAUGUCGGCGUCUGUCCCUCCGGUGGUGUCCACAACACUGCUUCCAGCUGCUCUCAGAGCCUUGAAGAUCUUCACGACCUGUGUCUUUGCG